Messenger RNA from Etheostoma cragini (Arkansas darter), 292 nucleotides. RefSeq names its product histone H2B 1/2-like. The coding region runs from base 2 to 205 and encodes 67 amino acids. The record is from RefSeq and is a predicted model, not a curated record. Gene Ontology annotation, cellular component: nucleosome. Gene Ontology annotation, molecular function: DNA binding; protein heterodimerization activity; structural constituent of chromatin. The transcript has a single exon. Lineage: Eukaryota; Metazoa; Chordata; Actinopteri; Perciformes; Percidae.
CAUGGGCAUCAUGAACUCGUUCGUGAGCGACAUCUUCGAGCGCAUCGCCGGCGAGGCCUCCCGCCUGGCUCACUACAACAAGCGGUCCACGAUCACCUCCAGGGAGAUCCAGACCGCCGUGAGGCUGCUGCUGCCCGGGGAGCUGGCCAAGCACGCCGUGUCCGAGGGCACCAAGGCCGUCACCAAGUACACCAGCUCAAAGUAGACCGGCACCAAGUAGACCGUCCCGCCGCCUUAGUCCCACCAAACCAACGGCUCUUUUAAGAGCCACACACUCCUCCUUUAAGAGCAA